Molecule: messenger RNA, 2810 nt
Organism: Drosophila serrata
Lineage: Eukaryota; Metazoa; Arthropoda; Insecta; Diptera; Drosophilidae
Product: endoplasmic reticulum metallopeptidase 1
Biological process (GO): proteolysis
Molecular function (GO): metalloexopeptidase activity
Source: RefSeq, a predicted model, not a curated record
AUCUGAUGCUGAUAAGUGGGGAACGAAAUGGAGCAGCACAACGAAGGUUUUAAAGAGGACACGGUCUCCUUACACUCGGAACACUCGAUCAAGUUCAAUGGGAAUGAAAAAAGCACUUUGCAACUGGUGACCGAGGAGCCGGCGGAUACCGAAAAUGGUGGCCAUCUGGAGAGCAUAAUAGGAUUCAGAGAAAAGAAGAAGGCUGCAAAGCCAUUGCCUUGGUACUAUGCUCCGGUCUACCUGCUCUUCUGGGUCGGACUAUUCUUCGCCGUGGUCUAUCCACUCUUCAAUUACCUGCCCACCGGAGUCAAGCUGGCGGAGGAGUCCGAUCUGCCGGCCACCUUUGUGGCCCAGCGUGCAGAGGAGGUGCUGCUAAAGAUUGAUUUGAUGGGGCCCAAGAUAGCGGGUGACUACGUGACUGAGGUGACCAUGGUUAAUUUUCUGCUCGAUGAGAUAGAAAAGGUGCGUCGCGAGAUGCGUUCCGAUCUCUACGAGCUGGAGGUGGACGUGCAACACUCGAGUGGCGCCUUUCUGCACUGGCAGAUGAUAAACAUGUACCAGGGCAUCCAGAACGUGGUGGUAAAGCUAAGUGCGAAGAGCUCCAAUAGCACCAACUACUUGCUGGUGAACAGCCACUACGAUUCCAAGCCCAGUAGUGUGGGCACUGGUGAUGCUGAGCUCAUGAUUGUGGUCAUGUUGGAGACGCUUCGCUUGAUGGCCACAUCCGGAGAGCCCUUCCUGCACCCUAUAGUCUUCCUGUUCAACGGAGCCGAGGAGCAGCCCUUCCAUGGAUCGCAUAGUUUCAUAAAGAAUCAUCGGUGGUCUGCAAACUGCAAGGCAUUGGUUAACCUGGACUCGGCUGGCUCCGGCGGUCGCGAAAUUCUCUUCCAGGGGGGUCCCAAUCAUCCGUGGCUGAUGCGGCAAUACAAAAACAGUGCCAAACACCCAUUUGCUACCACGAUGGCUGAGGAGAUCUUCCAGGCUGAUUUGAUACCCUCGGACACAGAUUUCCGCAUCUUCCGUGACUUUGGACCAGUGCCAGGUUUGGACAUGGCUGGCUGCUACAAUGGCUUUGUUUAUCACACCAAGUUCGAUCGGUUUAAUAUUAUUUCCCGGGGUGCUCUGCAGAACACUGGAGACAAUGUCUUCUCUCUGGUCCGGAGUAUUUCCAAUGCCGAGGAAAUGUAUGACACUGAGGCCCACUCCGAGGGUCAUUCCGUGUUCUUCGACUAUCUGGGUCUCUUCUUCGUUUACUACACCGAGUCCACGGGUGUGGCCCUUAACAUAUCCUUUUCAUUGGGCGCCAUACUCCUCGUCUGCCUCUCCUUGUGGCGUAUGGCCAGGAUGACGGAUCGCUCUGUAGGCACCUAUUCCCGGGCAUUUGGAAUGCAGUUUCUGUUGGCAAUCCUGGGCUUCCUGCUAGCUCUCGGCUUCCCCUUGUUGAUGUCCGUGUUUUAUGAUGCAGGCAAUCGAACGAUGACAUACUUCAGCAACAGUUGGCUGGUCAUCGGUCUUUUCAUCGUACCCUCUGUUAUUGGCCUAGUCCUGCCCAGUACUUUCUAUUUGAGCCUGCGACCAAGCGAAAAGAUCCCACAUGCUUACCGCCUGCAGAUUGUGGGACAUGCCUACUGCGUUCUCAUGGCUGUGAUUUGCAUAUUGCUGACUGUCGUUGGCAUUCGCACUGCCUAUCUUUUUAUGAUGUGUGUGUUCUUCUAUGUUGGAGCUUUGAUUAUAAAUCUGGCCAGUCGGUUGCACGAUAAGGGUUAUCUCUGGACUUGGGUGCUUGGCGCCUGUCAGAUUCUGCCGUAUCUAUACUUCACUUACCUGUUCCAUGCACUCCUGGCCAUCACCAUUCCCAUGACAAGCCGCAAGGGCUUGGAAGCUAAUCCGGAUCUACUUAUAUCCUUACAGUGCGCUCUGGGCUCCAUUCUGGCACUGGUCUUUUUGGCUCCCCUCCUUAACCUGUUCCGGCGUCCCAAGAGCAUGGUGGCUGGCCUUGCCCUGGUGAUGUUCAUCUUCUGCAUGAUCUCUGUUUCGGGGGUGGGAUUCCCCUACCGCGCCAAGACGAAUGUGAUGCGUCUCCAUUUCUUGGAGGUGCACCGCAAAUUCUACGAGUACGAUGGAUCUGUGAGUCUGGAGGAUAGCGGUUACUAUUUUGAUCUACAGGAUCGCCGCCUGGAGACUCCUCUGCUGGACAAGAUCAAUCUCACGGGUCUCACACGCCUCGAUGAGGAGUGCAAGACGGAGAUGAAGUGCGGCAUGCCCUGCUUCAACCAUCGUUGGUGUGCCGCUGUGAAGGAUGCCCGUUGGCUGCCGCGGGAUGUGCCAGUGGAUCUACCCGGCAUUCCCAUUCUGCAGCUCUUGAACAAGACUGUGAUUGGGACUGAGUCGGAUCCAAGGUUCCGUUUCGAGUUUGUGGUGUCAGGUCCGCCCAGGCUAAGUCUCUUCAUUCUACCACUGGAUGGGGUUAAGUUUCUGAAGUGGUCCUUCCUCAUGGGAAUGCUGGACAAUCCGUCGGUGUAUAAGCCCCCAUAUCACAUCUUCUUUGGCUAUGGAAGCGACAACUCGCCCAUCAAGUUUUAUAUUGAACUCACGAAAGACGACCACAACUACGAAGUUCCGCUGCUAAAGCUGGGAGUAUCUGGGCACUACAUGAGCCACCUAAGUUACCGCGAUCCCACGACAAUGAAGUUCAUCGAGUCUCUGCCAGACUUUGCCCAUCCCAUGGAGUGGCCCAGUUCCUACGAGCGAUAUAUAUUCUGAGAUUAUAUAGAUUCACACAGUAAUCUUAAGAUCAAUUAUUUAUGAAA